AUAUAUUAGAAGAUAGUUUUAGUAUUGUAAUUUUUCUACAUUUGGUAGGUUCAACGAUUCUACUUUGUACGUCGAGUUAUCAAAUGCUCUUCAGUUUAGCGGAAUUAGAAAGAGUCUAUAUAUUUACAUUCCUUAUAUACGUUUGCCUUUUGUUAUGCACAUUGUUUGGUUAUUGUUACAUCGGUGAAUGUCUCAUCGAGGAAAGCACGAACUUGUGCGAAGCGAUUUAUCAUUGCAACUGGUACGAGUUAUCGACGAUCAAUUUAAAAUCUAUUUGCAUUUGUAUGGUUCGUGCUAGAAAACCACUGCAAUUGACUUGUGCGAAAUUUUGCGUUGUGUCCUUGUGCACGUUUACCGACAUAGUGAAGUCAUCUAUGGCGUAUUUAUCUGUAGUACGAACAUUUGUGUAAACAAAAUAGUGAAACAAUUAGUCUUGAAUAAUUAUUACUGAAAUAUUAUUACUGAUAUGGCGAUGAAAAUUGAAAACAUACUGUAUG
Messenger RNA from Vespula pensylvanica (western yellowjacket), 497 nucleotides. Its product is annotated as odorant receptor coreceptor-like. The transcript is spliced from 4 exons. Lineage: Eukaryota; Metazoa; Arthropoda; Insecta; Hymenoptera; Vespidae. Gene Ontology annotation, biological process: detection of chemical stimulus involved in sensory perception of smell; sensory perception of smell. Gene Ontology annotation, cellular component: plasma membrane. The coding region runs from base 84 to 410 and encodes 108 amino acids. The record is from RefSeq and is a predicted model, not a curated record. Gene Ontology annotation, molecular function: olfactory receptor activity; odorant binding.